AUGAUAGAUAUAAAACAAGAUGCUAUAAGCAUACGGCAACAACAAGAACCACAUCCAGAACCUCCCUCACAAGUAGAUAAGGCUGCCAUCUAUAUUCAAAAUAACCAACAUAAAUACCCUCCAGAUAUCACUGAAGAAGAUGAAUCUAAAAUCAUUCGAAAAUUAGAUUUCAUCCUUAUACCGAUACUAUUCUUUACAUCAACUAUGGGGGCAGUAGAUAAAGUCUCAUUAUCAACUGCGGCUAUAUAUGGAUUUGUCGAAGAUACAAAUUUAAAAGGUCAACAAUUCUCCUGGUUAGGAUCAAUCUUGUUUAUUGGAUCUUUAUGUGGAAUGAUACCGAUGUCAUAUAUAUUACUGAAAUAUCCUCUUGGGAAAGUGUUGGCUGUAUCAUCGUUAUUAUGGAGUGGAUUCACGUUAUUAUUAUGUACAUGUCAGAAUUUCACUGAAUUAGCUAUCUUAAGAUUCUUAAUGGGAUUUUUCGAAUGUGUUAUUGUGCCGGGAUGUACAUUAAUCGUGGGGAGAUUUUAUCAAAAGCAAGAACAAGGUAUUCGAUUAUCUUUCAUAUUGGCAUUUGCAUCAUCUGUUAUAAAUGGGUUUUUAUCAUGGUUAGUGGGAUAUUUCAAUUCUCUGAUUCCAGCUUGGAAAUUAUUAUAUUUAUUAGUCGGUGGAAUAUCAUUUCUUUGGAGUUUAUUGAUGAUUUAUUAUUUACCCGAUUCACCUAUGAAUUGUAAGUUUUUAAAUGAUCGGGAAAAAUUCUAUAUCACGAAAAGAGUCCUUAUCAAUAAGACAGGAGUAGAAAUAAAUGAUUUUAAAUGGGGUCAAAUCAAAGAAUCAUUCCUUGAUGUAAAGACAUAUAUGAUAUUUUUCUUUAAUAUCGGGAUUAAUAUACCUAAUGGAGGAUUAUCAACCUUCACCACCAUAAUCAUAAAUAAUCUCGGAUUCAACCCAAUGCAUUCUUCAUUAAUGACGAUCCCAACCGGUGUGAUCGCCACGAUCGCCACCAUAUUCUUCAAUUGGUUAUGUACGAAAUUAGAUAAUAGAAGGUGUUGUGUCGCCUGUGCAUCAUUGUUAGUUCCUAUUAUUGGAUCAAGUAUCCUUUAUGGCUGUGAUAGAUCCCUGAUUGCACCUCAAUUGGUAGGACUUUAUUUAUUGUAUUUCUAUUUCGCCCCUUAUGUGAUCCUUAUAUCAUUAGCCCAAGCCAAUUCAGCAGGGAAUACCAAGAAAUCAACUGUUUAUUCAAUCAAUUAUACCGGAUAUUGUAUUGGGGCAUUAAUUGGUCCUCAAACUUUCCGAGCUAAUCAAUCUCCAACAUAUACGGGUGGGUUCAUUGCAAUGUUGGUGUCGUUUUGUUUUUGUAUUGUUAUGACAGGAAGUUAUUGUUUAACAUGUAAAUAUGAAAAUAGGAAAAAGGAAAGGGAAUUGAAACAGAACAAUAAUGAGGAUGAAAAGAAUGAAUAUUUCUAUGAUUUAACUGAUAAACAACAAAAAUAUUUUAGAUAUACUACAUAAACGGUGG
Scheffersomyces coipomensis is the source of this 1516-nucleotide messenger RNA. RefSeq names its product allantoate permease. Bases 1 to 1509 code for a protein of 502 amino acids. Gene Ontology annotation, cellular component: membrane. The record is from RefSeq and is a predicted model, not a curated record. NCBI's taxonomy places the organism in Eukaryota, Fungi, Ascomycota, Pichiomycetes, Serinales, Debaryomycetaceae. Gene Ontology annotation, molecular function: transmembrane transporter activity. Gene Ontology annotation, biological process: transmembrane transport. The transcript has 2 exons.